Nymphalis io (European peacock) is the source of this 4709-nucleotide messenger RNA. It is a transcript of the gene sigmar, whose product is annotated as tumor necrosis factor alpha-induced protein 8-like protein. Lineage: Eukaryota; Metazoa; Arthropoda; Insecta; Lepidoptera; Nymphalidae. Gene Ontology annotation, cellular component: cytoplasm. Bases 378 to 953 code for a protein of 191 amino acids. Gene Ontology annotation, biological process: regulation of apoptotic process. The record is from RefSeq and is a predicted model, not a curated record. The transcript has 6 exons.
GAGAGGAUAGCGUAAUUGUAUCAUCUUUAUAUAUUAUUAAGCUUAAGCUUAGGACGUGGGCGGUAUCAAAACAUUGAGUACGUUUCGUAAGUUGACGGACUAUUUACUGUUUAUAUUGACUUAAAAUUAAAGACAUAUGGAUAGUUAUUAAUAAAUAUUGAUGUUAAGUGAAAGGCAGUAGUGAAAUUAAACAAAUACGUUUAAUAUUUCCUAUUUAUUGACUGAAGUGUUAUUUAUUAAUCGUCGGAAAAAUGACAGCAUCCACGAUGAUCGAGCUGGAAUCCUGGUUAAUCUACCAGUGUGUUCUGAAUGAGUGCCAUGUCUCCAGCACAUGAGCAGGACAGUUUUUUGCCACGACUUUUUUUUAAGUUUUCUUCAUGGUAGCCACUUCGAUGGAGGGCGGCGCGUGGUGCGCCCGCGACAUCUCUCUGCGUGCGCAGAAGAAGUUCCUCUCGCGAGUGGGGGGCGCUGCGAGCGCGCGCUCCUUGGUUCUUGACGAACACGCGGCCAAACUGCUGGACCAGUUCUUAACCGUAUUACGCGAGCGUGUGGAGAAGCGAGAGGCUGAAAAGCUGGUCAAGCACGUUAUCAAAGCUGCAGUGAAGCUGGGUGUGCUGCGGCGGCACGGACAGCUGUCGGCUGCGGAUGAAAGAGCCCUGGGUGCAUUUCGUUCUAAAUUUCACACCGUAUUGAUGGCGGUGGUAUCAUUCUGCGAGGUGGACUUUUCAUACGAUCGAGGAUUUCUUCAGGAUGCUCUGCGAGAAUCACAUCAAUCACUCAAGUCCGUGGUCGAGCGCCACUUAUCGGACAAGUCAGUUUCACGACUGGCGGGAGUAUUCGCACUUGCCUCCAGAGGUGAGCUUCUGGAUUCCUUAUUUGCCGGACAGAUAGACGAUGACGUGAUCAAACUAACCAGGAUGCUUCGGAAAGAACUAGACAGGGGACUGCUAUAAUCCAGCAAAUUGAAAACACAUGUGCCGUCCUACUCUCUGCUCUGCUCACAGACCAUCUUCUAAAGUCUCCUAAGACUAACAAUCUUGGAACGCCUCGACAAUGGGAUCACAUAAUCGUUAUCUCCAUAAAUGGGGACUUGAUUCAUAAGUAAAAAUUUUAAAUAUUGUUGCACUUAUAUUUAUUUGCAGUUUGCAAUCGCACAUUGUAGAUUUCCAUCAGCUGUAGUUGGAUAUCCAAUGGGUAGGAAAGUAUUUGCGCUCAUUCAACUAUUAUUGAUGCGAGAAAUUUAGGUUAAAAGCGAUUAAAAUGUUGGACUAUGAGAGCGUAGUGUUGGUAGCUGUUGUAUUGAGUUUGACAUCACUAACAGCAAUCAAUCGCUCAUUUAUUUCGAGAGCUCUCUAUAAUUUUCGUUGCGUUGUAAUCAACAGAAGUUUAGACAAGUAAGACUGUUAUGAAUACUCAACAAAGACCUUUUUAUUAUUUAUUUACUCUAUCUGUUAACGCACUAGUAUUAUCGGCUUAAAGUUUAGUCGAUUUGGCAAAUAUGAUGGAAAUGACAUAACGCGCAUUUAUCAAUUAUUAUUAUAAAUUUGAAAUGAUUUGGGUUUUAACCACUAUUUGAUAUAAUGGAAUUGGAUAUAAUUCGUUGGACAUUCUGCCUGGAAAUAAGCAUUUAGAUAUUUUCAACCAAUAAUAAAGUUUAGUUCCUUAUUGAUAUAACAUGGUAGAAGAGAACAAGCUGGUCUGAAAUAUGCCCCAACAAAGAUAAAGCCAUAGGCCGAUAAAAAGUUUUCUUCGAAUUCACUAGCUGUUGACGAUUUAAAAGAGACUUACGAAGAAACUAUUCAGCCGUUAAUACUUUUCUUGUAAUUAAGAACAAGUCUUAGAUAUAAAAGAUUAUCAGUCUUCAUAAUUAAUCGACAAUUUUAAAAUGUUACAUGUGUCGCUUUUUGAAGUCUAUUUAUAGACGUAAUUUUAUCUUUCAAUGGAAAAAGGAUGAAUGAGAAUUGAAAACAAAACCGUAAUUGCCGCAUUUUGCCUACAAUUAAAAUAAUGCCUAAACUUUAUAAUGCGAUAUAAAAGAGACUUUUAACACUCAAUGCAAUUUUAAGAAUAUUACUAAAAAAAUAAUACACAAUUUAAAUACGAUAUAAUACCAUAGUCAAUUUAAAAACAAAAAUUUAAAAAAAAAUAGAAAACAUUUAAAAUUUAAAGUCAACUAUAUUAUAAAAACUAUAUUACAUGGUCGAUCCUAAUUAGAUUACUACUCUAUUGAACGAUAUCGAAGCGUUUAACACUCCCGAUUAAAACAUUCCACUCAAACCACUAAUUGCGUAUGUACCUAAAAUAGAAUUAAGUAAUUAAAUAUUUCAUGCAGUAAAUAUUUACAGAGAUUAAACAAGGAAAAACAUGUAAUUUUGCCUUAUCCUCAAAUAACAGAAUGUCUUGCAGACAAAACAUAAACGGUUUGUCCUUAAUUGAAUAAUAUGUAUAUAAAUAUAUUGAUUGCGUCAUUUAUUUUUAAUUUUCAUUAAUUUUAUGCUAUCUUUUUAGGUUAUAAUUACAAUUGAAUUGCUAAUGUGAAUGAGAACAUAUUUACGUUCAUCUAUACAGAUUAAUAAUCGAAUCAAUGAAUUAUUCCUAUCGAAUCCCGACAAUGUAUUUGUCAAUAUGAAAACCGUCUUAAAAUUGCAUUGUAGUUGUGAGCUUGACUACGCCGCGACUAAGAUCUUGCCUCAUUUUAGUCGAUCGAUAUAAUUUUAGUGUUUAUAAUUAAAUUUUAAAAUCAUGUAAAUAUAACUUAGCAUUAUAUGAUAUUUGUACAUUGAAUGGUUAGUGGUGUAAGGCAAUCUUUACCGUUACCAAUAUUUUCUAAAAUUAAUUUACUGAUAAGCAAUUUAUACAAUAAAUUAUUUCUCACCUAAGUUCAGUUCGUAAGUUUGACAAAUAUUUUGUAAUAGCAUUUUUUUGUUUGUCUUUAUAUUUUUUAUUUAAAUGUUUUAUUGCCAACAGAUCAAUAAUAAAAAAUAAUUAAUUCAAAAUGUUUACGUUUAAAAUGUUAUGUACUUAUAAUACUUUUUUCACUAUUUUGUUAUCAAUGUUUGUUGUUAAAAUUACUUCAAUAAAUUUAAAGCCUCUCGUUAUAUGUAAAUGAAUAAUAAUUGUAUUUUCAAAUUUACAUAAAUUUUACAUGUUUAUAAUAUAUUCGUAAUAACAGAUCUAAAAUGCUUUUAUAAAAGACAUUUAAACUUAAAAAUAUAUUUCUGAACGUUUCGUUUUAAUUUAUUUAGAUUAUAUUCAAGAAAAGAACUUAAAAUUAUUUUAAGACGUGUUAUUAAAUAACUAACAAAUAAUUAAUACAUGACAAUUCGGACCAAAAUUUUUAAUACCUAGAGCGGUUCAAACAUAUCUGAACUUUCGUCAUAUCUCUCUAAUUAGCAAUAAACUAAUUAAGUUUUAGUUUAUGAACACUUUAUAUUCUAGUAGCGGUAGCCAUAUUUUCACGUUUGCACAAAACUUGCCACGUAGUUACGGCACAUUGAGCACCGGUCAUGAGCCAAUAUGACCGGGGAAUUGAAUCAAUCUUUGGUUCAUAAUUCACAUUAAUGUGAUCUCGUUUUAAUACUUAUAAUAGAUACGACUUUUACAAUUGUCGGAAACUUAAAUAUACAAUUUUUUUUCAAUGAUUAAGAAUUUUUUAUUAUUUCGAGUGAAACCUUUUUGGGUCAGAAACAAUACACCCAAAAGUUACUUAAAAAAUUUUUGAGCUCAAAUUUGGGCUUAUAAUUUGAAAACAAUACAAAUAGUAUAUUACUAUGAACCUGUUUUUUCAACUAUGAAUUGCAUAUUUUAUAUAAUCGUCAGCUAGAUGGAAAUCAAAGAGACGUCCUUUGAGAAAGAGUUGUAUUAAAAUGACAAUAUGAUUGUGUAAUUUGUAAAAAAUAUAGCUUUUUAUAAUUCGCGACGGUUCUCUUGAUGAUGUUUUAUUUGAGUAUAAUAUUAUAAUGUAAUUAGAUGUUUUACAUGUUUAUGUAAUUAUCUCGAUUUAUUGAUGGAUUUGUGUGACCAUAUCAAAAUUUUAGUGGGAAUAUGUCGCUUCUAGCUAACGUUAAAAAACAUGAAAAUAUUAGCGUAUUUAAUUUAGGGUGUAAAUUUAGCUACGUGUAAUGUCACUCACUGCCCUAUGUUUCGUUAGGAAAAAAUGCAAAUAUCAAAAUGUGUAACAAAGUUUUUUAUUUUAAUAAUCUUCGCUUGUUAUAUGUGUAUUUAAAAUGGUUUGUAAUAUAUAUUAUUAAAUAGUCCAGAGUUCGAUUAAAUUUUAAAGGCCAACGGCCGUACUUAUAAUCGUUGAUUAGCGGGUGAUUAGUCAAACAGUUUAUCUCUUUCUAUUAUGAUAGAUUUGACAUUCGAAAGAAGAAGACACAGCAUUGUUUCACUAAUCAUCUCCUAAACCACAUUUAUAGGUGAAGCCGCUAAUUUUCAAUGCACAUUUCGAUGAACAAGUAAUAAUUUUUAAAUACUAUUUAAUAAGCUAUUGUUAUUGAUAAGUAAUGUGGAAGAUAGUUAUUUUGCUUCGCUGUAAUUUAUUACUACAAAAUAAAUAAAUUAUGUAAUUUGAUGGAUAAGAUCUCACUCGUAUCUCGUUUGAUUCACGAUAGCUACUCGAUGAAAUAACUGUUAACGUAUAUUUUCAAAUUUGCUAAGCCAUGUUAUAUGUAUUAAGAUUUGAUAUCAAAUAUACAAUUGAUAAAUAA